AUGGCUUCAGAUAAAAAAUGUUGUGUACCUGGAUGCCUGGAAACCGGUGAAACACUUCAUGCUUUCCCAAACCCAUUAAAGGAUCUUGAGCGCUUUAAAGCCUGGUAUACAUUGAUUGGUGGACCAAAUUUGCUUGGCUUAACAAAUGAUCAUAUUUACAAGUAUCGACGUGUGUGCCAUGCACAUUUUGAGAAAGGGUUUUGUUGUCGAUACAAUAGAAUAUCAAAAAUUGCAAUUCCCACCUUAAAAAUGCCAGUUUCAGACCCAAAACUACAUUCAAGGAGUUGUUCAAUACAACAAUCCAUCGAAAGUUCCUUUCGAAGUGCACCAUCUACCUCAAAAGAUUUGGCCUUACAAUCAAUACCUACUGGUUCAAAUAGACAACCAAUGCAAUCAAUAGAAAAUGUAUUGCAAAAUGUAUCUUCAACCAUAAAAUUUUCAGACCCAAAACUACAUUCAAGGAGGUGUUCAGUACAACAAUCCAUCGAAAGUACCUUUAGAAGUGCACCAUCUACCUCAAAAGAAUGUACGAGGACGAAAAGAAGAAUAUAUAAAGCCACAACUUUUAGAAGACAAGAUCCUUCG
Molecule: messenger RNA, 585 nt
Organism: Iphiclides podalirius (scarce swallowtail)
Lineage: Eukaryota; Metazoa; Arthropoda; Insecta; Lepidoptera; Papilionidae
Source: the annotation of a GenBank genome assembly